Molecule: messenger RNA, 1095 nt
Organism: Closterium sp. Naga37s-1
Lineage: Eukaryota; Viridiplantae; Streptophyta; Zygnematophyceae; Desmidiales; Closteriaceae
Source: the annotation of a GenBank genome assembly
AUGAUCCAGGUAGAGCGAUUUCAUGGGGGAGAGAUGGGGAAGAGGGGGAGAAGGAGAGAGGGGGAGAUGGAGAGGGGGAAGAGGGGGAGAGGGGGAGAGGGGGAGAGGGUGAGAGGGGGAGAGGGGGAAGAGGGGGAGAAGGGGAGAGGCCCCAUUGCCACCCCCCCCCCCCCCCCCCCCCCCCCCCUCCCCCCUGUCAUCACACACACCCUCUCUCCUGUCGUUUCCCUCCCUUUCUCCCUCUCUUCCACCUUAUCGGAUGUACCCUUCCUUUCGUCCCUCAACAAAACAGACCGCCCCACGUCCCAUCCCCCAUCCCCCUCCCCCUCUUUCCGCUUUUUCCCCCUUUCGCCCCCCGCUUCUCCACCCUCCCCCACUCUCCCACUUCACCCCAACUCCUGUGAUGGGUUCCCGUUUCCCCCCUUGCUCCUGCUCACAGCACACCACACGUGGGAGCGUGCAAAACUCGCUCAAACGCUCGAUCGAGUGGUCGUUGCGACGGACGACGAGAGAAUUGCUAGCUGCUGCCAGGGAUUCGGUGCUGAGGUCGUCAUGACGUCAGCAGCUUGUGGAAACGGUUCGGAGCGGUGUGCCGAGGCAGUGGAGAGGCUCAAGGGGCAGUGGGACGUGGUGGUCAACAUUCAGGGCGACGAGCCUCUCAUCGACCCGGCUACCAUAGAUGCCGUUGUCAUUGCACUUCAGGAAGCGCCCGAGGCAGUGGCAGCGACAGCAGUGGCAGACAUAAAAGCAUCAGCGGCGCCCGAUCCCAACCGAGUCAAAUGCGUGGUGGACAGCCGCGGCUUUGCCCUCUACUUCUCACGGGCGCUCAUUCCCCACAACAGGGACGGUGUGCCUCAUCCCGGCUUCCCAUACAUGCUGCACCUGGGCCUGCAGGCAUACGAUGCGGCCUUCCUAGCACGGUACAAGGCGAGUGAGGCAGGGAGGCUGGAGGAGGAGGAGCAGCUGGAGCAGCUGCGGAUACUGGAGCAGGGGUGCAAGGUCAAGGUGGUGAAGGUGGCGCAUUCAGCGCACGGGGUGGACGUGCCUGCUGACGUCAAGAGGAUUGAAGACCUGCUGCUGAGAGGAGGGCGAUGA